Fragaria vesca subsp. vesca is the source of this 1598-nucleotide messenger RNA. RefSeq names its product protein notum homolog. The record is from RefSeq and is a predicted model, not a curated record. Gene Ontology annotation, cellular component: plant-type cell wall. Gene Ontology annotation, molecular function: pectin acetylesterase activity. Gene Ontology annotation, biological process: cell wall organization. Bases 45 to 1244 code for a protein of 399 amino acids. The transcript is spliced from 13 exons. NCBI's taxonomy places the organism in Eukaryota, Viridiplantae, Streptophyta, Magnoliopsida, Rosales, Rosaceae.
AUUCUUCAUCACUCAGUCUCUGCCAUUUCCUCUCCUUCAUUCAGAUGGGUGAUGUAAGAUUAGGCCAAUGGUUGAAUCUUCUAGUAUGUUCUGCGCUACUACUAAAAGCAACAGGAGUUCCUGUGGGGAUCACUAUCCUUCAGACUGCGGUUGCCAAAGGAGCCGUUUGUUUGGAUGGGAGCCCCCCAGCUUACCAUUGGGAUAAGGGAUUUGGUUCAGGACUUAACAAUUGGUUGGUUCACAUUGAGGGAGGAGGAUGGUGUCACAAUGUCACAAAUUGCCUCGGCCGUAAGAACACUCGUUUAGGUUCAUCAAAGAAAAUGCUGAAGGAAAUACCGUUUUCUGGAAUUCUAAGCAACAGGCAAUCGUUAAAUCCAGGCUUUUACAAUUGGAAUAGAAUCAAAGUCAGGUACUGCGAUGGUUCAUCAUUCACUGGUGAUGUUGCGGCAGUAGACCCGGCUACUGGUCUUUACUUCAGAGGAGCAAGGGUUUUCCGCGCUGUCAUGGCUGAUUUAUUAGCAAAAGGAAUGGGGAAAGCAGUAAAUGCUGUUCUCUCUGGUUGUUCUGCUGGUGGAUUGACCUCUAUUCUUCAUUGUGAUAACUUUCGUGCUCUCUUCUUACCUUCUGGGACCAAAGUGAAAUGUGUUUCAGAUGCUGGUUACUUUAUUAAUGUAAAGGACAUUUCUGGAGCACAACAUGUUCAAGAGUAUUUUACCGAUAUUGUUACAACACAUGGUUCUGCGAAGAAUUUGCCUCCAUCUUGCACUUCAAAAUUGAGACCAGAUUUGUGUUUCUUCCCUCAAUAUGUGGUACCACAGAUUCGGACACCAAUAUUCUAUGUAAAUGCAGCCUAUGAUUCAUGGCAGAUAAAGAACAUUGUCGUACCAGGAGUUGCUGAUCCUCAUGGAACUUGGCGAAACUGCAAGCUUGAUAUAAAGAAUUGCUCACCCACUCAGCUCAAAACCAUGCAAAACUUCAGGUUGCAAUUCUUAAGUGCAAUUGGUGGUGUGAGCAACUCUGCAGUAAAAGGAAUGUUCAUAGACUCUUGCUAUCUGCACUGUCAAACUGAAUUGCAGGAGACUUGGUCAAUGCCUAAUUCCCCACUCCUCAACAAAACGACAAUUGCAAGGGCAGUUGGAGACUGGUUCUACGACCGAACUUCGUUCCAAAAGAUAGACUGUCCUUACCCUUGCAAUCCCACUUGCCAUGCUCCCAUUUUUGAUCCAAAUGUGCGCUUAGAAUGACUUUCGUGACAAAUAUAUACCAUUUUUAUAGGUCAGGUGAUUGAUCAAAUAUAUACCAUUGUUCCCUCAUAGAAUAAAUCAUUUAUAUAGAAUAAGGAAAAAGAAAAGUGAUCAGUCAAAUUGAUUGAUCUAGAAAGCUCACCACUGCACAAAAACUUGUGUGCCGGGUGCUUUCCCUCAUUGUUUAUGUAAUUAGUCAUGAAUCUCAAUUAGAUCCACAUUAUUCUUCCAUUUUUUUGGUUCGGAGGUGGGGCAUAUAAAUAUAUCAUGUACUGAAAAUUCAAUGAUCUGGGGACAAUGUAAUACUGUGUAUUUUACAAAGCGUUUUCCAAAUUUCAGUCUAUCUGAUAUGUA